CGAGCCAGGCUGUCAAGCAGGAGCAGCAUCCUCCUCGACUGACGCUGUUGCCUUCUUUCGGGAAUGACCCGUGAGAGGCGGAGAGAGGGAACGAGGAGGUGAGAGAGUGUGGGAGAGGGAGACAAGCAGAGGCACACGAGUCGAGAGGAGCUGAGAGGGGGAACAGAGUUCGACAAUUCCGGUCUUGCAUGGUCGGGAUACUCGGAUUCCUGUGAAGACUGUGUUGGAUCGGCACGAUUGAGGAUGGAUAGACCCAACAAAGCCAACCCUCUUCCAAGUUUGGCUCUACGGUGCACUGGAUUCGAAGAUCUAUUGUUCAAGUAGUCAGCAGCGGGUUGGAUCAAGACAUCAUCAUUUAUGACACCCUGAAGUCCUACUUGCGCAGAAAACUUGCCGGGGGAACCUUGGACAAACAGAAGAGUGUCGGAACACCUUGUACGGACCUCGAGCCUGAGGGUGGUCUGACCAUGAAACCUUCAAUCACUGUGGUCCCGCCCUCCGGCCUUCUGCUGGUCCUUAUGUGCUGCCCCCUGCUGGGCUUAGUGCAGUCCGCCAGCAGCAACAAGGUCAGCGACAAUGGACGCCCCACUCACUUGAGCGAUUCGGACCCGCAGCGCUGCAUGAGGCAUCACUUUGUUGAGACAAUCAGCCACCCCAUUUAUAAGUGCAACUCAAAGAUGGUGCUCCUGGCACGCUGCGAGGGCCACUGCGGCCCAACGACCCGCUCGGACCCGCUCAUCUCCUUCAGCUCGGUGCUCAAGCAGCCCUUCAAGAGUACUUGCUCCUGCUGCCGCCCACAUACAUCCAAACUCAAGGCUGUGCGCCUGCGCUGCGCCGGUGGAACUCGCAUCACCGCCACGUACCGGUACAUUCUGGCCUGCAACUGUGAGGAGUGCAGCUGAGCUGAGCUAAGCUGGUUGAAGGGGAAGGGUUGUACCCUCUCUCUCCCGAACUCUAAAAGACUCCCGUAUCAACCGACUUUUUGAGGCCACCUAGAACUUGAACUGAAUCCAAUGUUCUCUAUUACUCUGCAUGACAACAAAACAACUUUGCUUGUUAAAGAAACUAAACAAAAAUAGAUCAUAGCACCAUUCGAGGCUCAAGGCUUCAUGGUGCACAUAUGCACCGCAAUUGUUCCACCAACCCUUACUCCCAUAAAUUUUUACCCAUUCCCCUCACAGGGUUUCAUCUUAUGGUGUAAACCAUGACAGGCACUGGCAGGCAAAGACGUCAGGUGAACUAUAAAAAGAAGUAAUAAAAAGUGCGAAAGAAAAAAAGAAGGUCAUGCCUGUAUCACGGUGGCAGUUUUGGACUCUUCAAGGACUGUUUGAGGUGCUUGUUAAAUGUCGUCUAUUUGAAUCUAAUUCUUCCCAUAAUAUCAUGCUGGAUUUAUGCAAGCGUCCUGUAUUCUGUCGCUUGGUAGAAACUUGACACUUUCCUCGUGGAGUUCCUGCUAAUCUGUUUAGAAGAAUAUGGAAUAUCUAUCCUUGUCCCAUUUGUGCUUUUCUCCUUCCAUAAAACAUUAAAACAACAUUUCGGCAAUGA
Molecule: messenger RNA, 1545 nt
Organism: Syngnathus typhle (broad-nosed pipefish)
Lineage: Eukaryota; Metazoa; Chordata; Actinopteri; Syngnathiformes; Syngnathidae
Gene: ndp
Product: norrin cystine knot growth factor NDP
Exons: 3
Coding region: 468-902 (144 amino acids)
Biological process (GO): Wnt signaling pathway
Source: RefSeq, a predicted model, not a curated record